AGCAUUGUCAUCUUGUUGGUGCAGGUGAAAAACUAGCAGCAACUUGGCACUACUCCGUUCGUUGUUUGCAGGGAGGCGAGGAGAACUGUAGUUGACCAGUUUGACCCCGCAGCAAAUUUUUAAAAUUCAAACUUGAAGAAGAAAAAUAAUCUUAAAUUUGAAUCACGUGAAACCACGCGCCCCAGAGGGAUGAUUGAUUCCUGAUGUGAACUAGGAAAAUCACUGUUGAAGUGUAUUUGUUCGAGAAGAAAUUUGGAUAAAAGAAAAAAACAAAAAACAAAGAUGAAAACCUUCCGAAUACAAAUCUUCUAUCCUGGGGAUGAUGCAGUCAGCGCCAAAAUUGGGGUUAGGUUCCUUGUUGGCCAGUCUAUCACAUACAAUUCAACCAUGCAACCUACCAUUGUUGAAUUUAAACCCUACUUCUUCUUUCUACAUAAAUACCAACUUUCUCUUCCUUCAUUCAUUCAUCCCCAUCCUCAUAACCCUUCUUCACCUUCGAUAUGCAACUCAACCGUCUCUGUUUCAUCUUACCGGCGGACCCCGAUGAAGUCCAGCAAGUUGAUGGUGGGGAGGAGAAAAUAAUAAAUAACUCGAAAAAACACCCGAGGGAUUGCGGGGGCCGGGUUCUUGAUUUUCUUGGUGAUUCUUUACGUAGGUUGUUGAAAUCCAAAUGGGUAAGUUUCUGUCAGGAUGAAAAAACGCCGGGAAAACACCAAACGGGUUCUACUGUGUUUCAUGAUCUUGAAGGAAUUCAAAUGUUGGAGAAGGUUGGUGGGGAGAAUCCCAGGAUUUUUAGCUAUACAGAGCUUUAUAUAGGCUCUAAUGGGUUUAGCCAAGAGGAAGUUCUUGGCAGUGGAGGAUUUGGAAAAGUGUAUCGAGCUGUUUUGCCUAGUGACGGCACUGUUGUAGCAGUCAAAUGCUUGGCGGAGAAAGGGGAGAGGUUCGAGAAAACUUUUGCGGCUGAGCUGGUGGCGGUGGCUCAUCUCCGUCACCGUAAUCUUGUCCGGUUAAGAGGGUGGUGCGUGCAUGAAGAUCAGUUGCUUCUAGUUUAUGACUACAUGCCUAACCGGAGUCUUGACAGAGUCCUGUUUCGCAAGUCUGAAAAUCUGGGUCCAGGUCCGGGUCCGGGUCCGUGUCCUCUGGAUUGGGAGCGGCGGAGGAAAAUAGUUGGUGGGUUAGCAGCUGCACUGUUUUAUCUCCAUGAACAACUAGAAACACAGAUCAUACACCGUGAUGUUAAGACAAGCAACGUCAUGCUUGAUUCCCAAUAUAAUGCCCGGCUUGGUGACUUUGGCUUGGCAAGAUGGUUAGAACAUGAAUUGGAGUAUCAAAUCAGGACACCAUCAAUAAAAAAUCAUCAGUUUCGUUUGGCUGAAUCAACUAGAAUUGGAGGAACAAUUGGGUACUUGCCUCCUGAGAGUUUUCAGAAGAGGGGUGUUGCUACCGCAAAAUCUGAUGUUUUUAGCUUUGGGAUUGUGGUGUUAGAGGUGGUAUCUGGAAGGAGAGCAGUGGAUCUUACACACCCAGAUGAUCAA
Molecule: messenger RNA, 1535 nt
Organism: Carica papaya (papaya)
Lineage: Eukaryota; Viridiplantae; Streptophyta; Magnoliopsida; Brassicales; Caricaceae
Gene: AP4.3A
Product: protein kinase family protein
Biological process (GO): protein phosphorylation
Molecular function (GO): ATP binding; protein kinase activity
Source: RefSeq, a predicted model, not a curated record